GACCCUGGAGGCCAGUCCUGAGGUUGUCUCACCGCGUUAAUAUCUGCGCCCCGGUGCACACUCCUAGUGCCAACCGCUUUGGAACUGGAGGAGGUGGGCACCAAGGGAAGGAGGAAAUGAGGCCCCUGAGUACUGCUUCCUUUCCAUCUCCCGCUCGGGGUUCAUCCUGAAACUCUCCAUCCCGUCCUCCACACACACACACACAUAUAUACACACACCCCAACACUGUCCGGCAGAAGCUGAGGAGAGUGAAAUCCAAACUCCAAUAUCUAUCUCCCCGAGCCUGUAAGCUCUUUGAGGGCAGGGAAUGUUUCUGACCCAAAGUGUAUGUGCCCAGCACCUAUAGCACUGGGAACUCCUCCUCGGCCCAAGAACAAGGCUUGGCGAUGAGGGGCCAGGUCUGGGCUGGGAGAUGGGGAGUAAGCGGGGACUGGGGUUGCCUCUCGCAGCUAGAAGGACCAGACUUCUGGGAAGGGACAGGGAGCUGUCAAUCAGUGAGAGAGCGAGCGCACCAGCACGGGGUGAUGUCAGCGGAUCAGCUGCUCGUUAACAAAGACGGGGAUAUUUACAGGACAAAGUUGCAGCAGCAGCGAGGGCGGCUACUGCGAGACUCCCGUUGCUCGGCAGCGGUCUGGGGAAAGUGGAUGCAGGGGCUAGGUUGGUCCUGGGGGAGCCCAUAGCAGCAAGGAAAGGAAAAGAAAUUAGGAAAAAGACUGGAAGGGGGCGGCCGGCCAGCUGCUCCUCCUCUUCCUCCUCCUCCUUCUCCAAACUCGCUGAGCUGAACCCUAGCUCUCGCUGAGCAGCCGCUGCGGUCGCGGGCUCCCGGAGGAGCAGUAGAAGAAUCAGGGAAAAGGGGAGAAGGGAAGCAGCCGUAGCUGCGCGGCCGUUCUCAGACCCCGGACUCGGACCCCCAGCCCGGAGGAGAGCCUGCGCUGCGCUGCGCUGGGCUGGGCUGCGCUCUCUGCCGCCAUGGAUAGCGACGACGAGAUGGUGGAGGAGGCUGUGGAAGGGCAUCUGGAUGAUGAUGGGUUACCACAUGGCCUCUGCACAGUCACCUACUCCUCUACAGACAGAUUCGAGGGGCACUUUGUACAUGGAGAAAAGAAUGGACGGGGAAAGUUUUUCUUCUUUGAUGGAAGCACACUGGAAGGGUUGUAUGUGGAUGAUGCCUUGCAGGGGCAGGGAGUGUACACCUAUGAGGACGGAGGAGUCCUCAAGGGCACCUAUGCAGAUGGAGAACUCAAUGGACCUGCCCAGGAGUAUGACUCGGAUGGAAGACUGAUCUUCAAGGGACAAUACAAAGACAAUAUUCGGCAUGGAAUUUGCUGGAUAUACUACCCAGAUGGAGGUACUCUGGUAGGUGAAGUUAAUGAAGAAGGAGAGAUGACUGGAGACAAGAUAGCCUAUGUGUAUCCUGACGGCAGGACCACAAUUUAUGGGAAAUUCAUAGAUGGAGAGUUGAUAGAAGGAAAAUUGGCUACUAUGUCUGUUGAGGAAGGAAAGCCCUACUUUGAACUGAUACCAGGAAGUUCUCUCUACCAUUUUGAUAAGUCUACUCCAUCCUGCAUUUCUACAAAUCCCCUUCUUCCUGAUCCUUAUGAGUCAGAGAGGGUUUAUGUUGCUGAUUCCCACAUUCCCAGCGCUGGAGAAGGACUGUUUUCUAAAGUAGCAGUGGGACCUAACACAGUUAUAUCAUUUUAUAAUGGAAUCCGAAUUACACACCAAGAAGUGGACGACAGAGACUGGGACCUGAACGGAAAUACGCUCUCUCUGGAUGAUGAGACAGUCAUCGAUGUGCCUGAGCCCUACAACCACACAUCCAAGUACUGUGCCUCCCUGGGACACAAGGCCAAUCACUCCUUCACGCCCAACUGCAUCUAUGAUGUGUUUGCGCAUCCUCGUUUCGGGCCCAUCAAAUGCAUCCGCACCAAACAAGCAGUGGAGAGAGAUGAAGAGCUCACUGUCGCCUAUGGGUAUGAUCACAACCCUCCUGGAAAGAGCAUGCCAGAAGCCCCAGAGUGGUAUCGGAUGGAACUGAAGGUCUUCCAGGCUGCCCAGGAGAAGUGAAAUACAAACUCGGCUCUUUGGUUUACUGACCUGGAGUAGAAAUUUGGAUCUAUGCACUACGUUUAUACUGAAAACUGGAUAACCAGGGACUGCUCAUGCUGUUACAUCAUAUCCUCUCACUCUGUGUUAGCAAUGAGUUCUUGCAUACUAACUAGUUUUGACUCUAUUACUCAUGCUAGGUUUAAAAUUAGCUAGUGUUACGACACCUGAUUGGGAGGUAUUAUUUAAUAUUUUGCCUAAGACAGCGUGAUGUCCUUUGGGUAUUUAGAAUCUAAGUCUGCACCAUAUUCAGAGAUGCCAAAUGAUUUGACUGAAAAAAGGGAAAUGGGGUAUUUUGGUCCUUUUUUUAAGUCAGUGGUUUUCCAUGAUGCUAUUUCUAUGGCCAAUGGCAAUGGUGUGAUUACACUUUUGCAUCCAUGCCACAGUAAAGGUUAGAGGAUUAUUACAUUUGGAUAUUCUCUAAACAUAGCAUAAUUUGCCUUUUAACCUUUGAUCUCUAUCUUUGCAAUAGAAUGACUUUGUUUUUUCCUAGUGUACAGAAGCUUGGGUUUUGUUUUGUUUUGUUUUUUGAGUCAUUUCCCCCUUUCUUAGAAAUCUCCUGAAAGGGAAACACCUUUCUAAAAUGGAUUUUGUGUGAGUGGCUGUGUAUAGAUCUCUAUGGCGCUCUCUCUCUAGUAUCUAUCUAUCUAUCUAUCUAUCUAUCUAUCUAUCUAUCUAUCUAUCUAUCUAUCUCAUUGUUUCCUUGUUACAUCUUGAUAUAAAUAACUGGUUCUAGCAGCCAGCGUAUUUUACAGAAUUAAUAUUCUUGCAUGAAAAUGAAGAGCUCUUUGCUUUAAGACAGAGAGAGGAAUGGGUUAGACUAAUUUGCAUCAAGGUAUGGAAGAUUUGUAAUAUGUAUAUUCAAAAGAAAACGGGGAGGGGUUAUUAACAGCUGGUGGCAGCAAUUUGGGGCUCACAAUCUAUGGGAUCUUUAAUAUUAUUGUAAAUCUAUUCCCCCUCCCCACUGGGACUUAGAAUAAACUAGAAUUACAAAAUAUGGAACAUUUAAGGAACAAUCUUGUUUGGGGCAUGGUGAAUCCCAUUGGUCAAAAAGCAACCCUGAGUCCCCAUCUGGAAUGCAAAAAAGGUUUAAUGCCUUGCUCUUUAAUGAAAAUCAUUAUGGUACAAACAUUGAUCUCUAGGAUCAGAAAGGAGUCUUAAGGCAAAAGCUCUUCACCAUUGUGUUUGCAAAUUACUUACCUGUUUCAAUGCAUUGUAGCAUUUGUGAAUCAAAAAUAGCACAUUAUAGUCAAAGCAAAUAGCAUUUCAGCCACUCUGCAAGCCAUAUAUACUAAAAAAAAUUACAGAAACAAACAAACAAAAAAAACCUCUGGGUAGGAUAGUGAAUUAGGUCUAUACUAUGACUUGGAUUGCUCUGAAUGGAUUUAUAGGUUUGGGGGAUUUGGGUUUGUUUUUCAGCCGCUUAAACACAGCUAAAGCGUAGCAAUAUCUGCUUCAGACUGCUUUGGGCCAUGCCAGCAUUUCAUUUGACAUAGGUCUCUAGGGCAGCGGUGCUUCUGAUCUGCAAAGUGUCACUGGCAGAAGCUGACACCCAACUAAUUUGCUUAGGUAUCUAGUUUAGACAGAUAAAGAUUCCUGAGUUGUUUCAGAGAGGGAGCUCUUUGUGGCAGGGAGACGUGGUGAAUAAAGAGGCAAAAUCAACAUUUGCUCUUUCAAAUCAAAUCUUAGAUUACUCAUUACCUUAUACACUACUACUACUACUACAUAUAAUUGGGUUUGAUGGAAGGCCUUGAGCCUUUGGUUCAACUCUCUUCCAGCCACAGGACUUGUUCUGUUCAGGUUUCUGCUGUUGAGGCAUGUGCAGAGGCCGUCCCUCCCCACCCUCAUCCCCUAUCUGUGCCGCCAUGCUUCCCAAGGUGCUCAUCCUGAGCUAGAGCUAUUAACACAAGACCCCAUGGCUCCAGGGCUCAGGCAGACCCAAGUGGUUCUCACUAUUUUACUAAUAGAUGGCGGGCAUUCCAUGAACCAGUACUUAUUGAGAACGCUCACAUCUAUGGGAUUGCAGAGCCCAGUUGAUCUCUCCAAGGUCCCUUCCAUUUCUACAAAUAUGAGUGAGGAAGAGUUGUCAAUGGCAAAUGGAUCCUCCUCUGCACUGCCAUAGAUCGGCCAGGAGGAAGAACUGAGUGAGCUCCAUAUCUGUCUGAUCACCAACCACCAAGGAAGAGGGUGAGAAUGACCACCGCUCUGGGGAAAGACCCCAUUCCAUAAACUGUGAUAGAGGGGACAGUGUUUCUUGAACUUAUACACUGGUUGUCCUCAUGGUGCUUAGGUUUUUAUAACAAGUGAAUGUUUGUGAAGGCAACUGAUCUUUUUUCUGGGCAGGUAGCAAAAGAAAAAUGGAUUUAGUUAUCCCAGUCAUCUGAAUCACCGAAUUAUGAACAAUCUAGGUCAGGGCAGCCAGGGACCUCUAGCCAGGGAGGGUAGCUCUAGCCUUUGAUUUGAUGAUUGCAUUCCUCAGGGUGAUAUGGCCUCGGUCAUUGCUACUGCAAGUGAUAAUUUAUCCCCCAGUGGAUUGCUCUGGUUAAGCCAUUCAAAAUGGAGCCUCUAAAGGUUAAAGGAUUAGAGUAAGUGACGAGCUGUAAACAGUGUGGAACAGUGGAAAGAGCACUGGAUCUUGAGUUGGAGACAUGGGUUCAAAUCCUAACCUUGCUAUUUACUAGUUGUGUGACCUCAGAGGAAGGUACUUAACUUUUUUGGGCCUUGGCUUCCUCAUCUGUUAAACAGAAGGGUUGAAUGAGUUGAUCUCUCCAAGGUCCCUUCCAUUUCUUCAUCUGAGAAGUGACAUUGCUCUAAAGCUAAUAUCUGGAAUCAAACAUUGUGACCCAAUGCUCACUUGAAAGCUGAUCGUCUCCCUAGUCCUAUCUCCUACUCUCUCCCUUUCUCUUCCUAUCACUGUCUCUGUCUUCCAGGAGAGUUUAAUGGAGAUAGAGUUGUAGAUUUGGAAGGGACUUCAUCAGAGAUGAGGACCAAGACAUGAAGUGACCUGCUCAGAGUCACAGAGCCAAGUGGCAGAUCCAGGACUUGAACUCUGACCUUCUGGCUCCAUUCCCUGUGCUCUUUCUACUAUAUACACAGCCAUUCUCUCGUCAACUGGCUCUUCCUUCCUUUCUCCUUUUUCUCCCCCCUCCCUUUUUAUUCUCUCUCUCUCUCUUUUAUUAUUUCACAUGUAUAUACAUGUACAAAGCUGGGACAAGGCAUUUGGGUGCUCUUGGUGAGGGGUGAAAUUUUAUGUGCCCCCUCCCAGAUUUUCUUGUCUAGCAAAAGGACAGGAAAACUUCCUUCACUGAAACACAUACAACUUGAUUCACAAAAAAAAAAGAGAAAGAAAUCUACAUGCUGUGGAAAGUAGAAUUUUAUGGCAUUAAAAGCAUGUGCAUUUGUAAAUUAGAAUAUCCCCAAUUACAAGCCUACAUGUUCACAUCCGGUGCGGUCAUCUAAUUUGCCUACCCUUAGUCCCAUAUCAGUGAAUGUGCUUGCAGUAUGGGUUCCUCAGUUUCCCUCUACCUCCUUUUUCCUUUCUGCUAUGUAUCUUUCCUUCCAGUUGUCUGUCUUUCCCUUUCUCUCUUUUUUAUUGCCUUCUUCACUAAACUGUACUAACUGGAUUCUAUUUUAUGUUCCUUUUUCUAGUUAAAGACAGGUGAGUGAAUCAUCCUAUUUGGAAUUGCUUUGGGAGUUUUUUGGUGACCCUUUAUGGGGGAGGGGAGGGAAUGGAAGAAACUCCCAGACCUCACCUAGGCUUGUGUGAAAUGUAUUAACCAUCUGAGCAGGUCCUUCCCAAAUGCUCUUUAGAAGGAUGUGAAUCUAGUUUCUAAUGGACAGAUAUUUGAGGUCAAAGAUGGGAUGGUGCCAUAUAGAGCACAAGGAGUUUCUGACCUUGUGUUGGCCAACCUGUGACUUUGUUAAUUUGGCUGCUAAAGGCAUUUUUUGGUGCCGAUUGUUGGCAAAUGUGGAAUGGCUCCCUAAAGAUUAGUUUCCUCAUAUGGACACUUCACCCUGCUAUUUCCUGCAGAGUUGCAGUUGGUGGAAUUCCUUGACUAAUUUUUCUGAUCUAUUCCCCACCCCAAUCCCACUCACCAGCCCAGCAUCCUGUCUCUUCUAUGGGAUUCAGUCUAGAGGCUAGACCUCACUGAAGAAAGACUUUUCCCCAGUAGCCUGGUAGGGAGCAUGGAGGGUCCUCCAUUUUAAGCAAUGGUUUUGGGGGGUUUUGUUAGCCUUCCUUGGAGGCAAAAACUACAAACAAGGCCUAGCCUUGGUUCCCUGUCUUCCAAUCUAUUUGUUACAUUCUUUGGGGGCUCUUUAGUCCAAAAAGCUUGAACUCUGUAAGUAAUUAUUAGACUGGGAGACUAGGCAUGUAAAAGGAGGGAGUUUUGCCCCAAAUCUGAAUUAGACUUCAUGCUUUCUGUAUGUAGGUGAAGAAGUUGAGGGAAUAAAGGUUUCCAGGAAAGAACAACUGUUCUAGGACUAGAUUCUUCCAUUACUUAUCUCUCCAAGUAUACCCUCACAGAAACUAGACACACAUGCAACUAUAUAGUGGGAAGUGGAGAUAAGAGCAAAGGAAGAAGCUGACCUUUGUUUGUAGCAGAAGGAUGAUAAAGGGAAGAACCUUGGAGUGUGUGAGGAGUGAUAUGGAGAGAAUCGAUUAAGGGAAACAAGGCCAGAUCAGGUUCUUUCCCCCAGUUUCAAUUGAUGCAAGGAUUUCGAAGAUUAAAGAUGGAGAGUUCAAAAGCAUCUAGAACUUUUUCACACUGACCAAAUGAAUUGGAGAGUUUGGUUUCUGCUUAGUUCUGGACUAGUCUCAAGGAGCUCUGAUCUCAAUGGGUCUCAGCCUGAUUCCUUUGCAUGUCACUCUCUUUGCUCAGCAUCUUCUCAACCCUCCAUGAAACAGUGGCUUUUGUCAGUAGUUAGUCAGAUCUAAUCCAUCGAAACAUAUCCCUGAAUGGCAUCUAAAUUGACUAAUUUGGGGAGUAAGAGCUUUUUUCAUAGAAAGGUCCCAGAUAAAAGGAAUGGAUUGACUCAAAUUUUUCUUUUUGUGUGCUUGUUUGCUUGCUAUGUGACUUACUUCACCCCUGGGUCUACCUAAGAAAUUAGGAAGAAAAUUGAUUUUUAAAAGCCCCCUUAGGAAUCAGUCCAGGACCAGAGACAUGUACUGGGAUGCCUGAAACAUGAAAAACUCUUAUUUUUGUAAUGUUAACAAUCUGAAAAUACCACCAAGGCUAAUUUCUUUAUGAUUGUU
Molecule: messenger RNA, 7360 nt
Organism: Monodelphis domestica (gray short-tailed opossum)
Lineage: Eukaryota; Metazoa; Chordata; Mammalia; Didelphimorphia; Didelphidae
Gene: SETD7
Product: SET domain containing 7, histone lysine methyltransferase
Biological process (GO): peptidyl-lysine monomethylation; heterochromatin organization; regulation of DNA-templated transcription
Cellular component (GO): chromosome; nucleus
Molecular function (GO): protein binding; histone H3K4 monomethyltransferase activity; chromatin binding
Source: RefSeq, a predicted model, not a curated record